UUGGACGGCGGGAGUGUAGACCGGAACGUGCAACAGAUCCCAGGAUUAAUAGAACUGAGUCUCCAGAUUUGUUUUUCUCGAGGGAGCAGAGUUGAAUUAGCCAGAUCAGGGGUACUUUGAGAAAGGUAUAAUUAGUUAAGAUGAGGUCCUACUGGCAUAGGCUGUGACUGGUGUUCCUAUAAGAAGAGAAGAGACACAUCGACACAAAGGGAGAAGGCCAUGUGAAGAUGGAGGCGGAGUAGGGUGAUGUGUCCACAAGCCAAGGAAUCCCAGGGAUUGUGGGCAAGGAUCAGAAAUUAAGAAGAGGCAAGGAACGGAUUCUCCCUCAGAGCCUCCGAAAAGGAACCAGUUCCGCUGACACCUUGAUUUCAGACUUCUAGCCUCCAGAACUGUGAGAAUAAGUUUCUCUUGUUUUCAGCUACCUAGUUUGUGGCAAUUUGUUGCAACAGCCCUGGGAAACUGCUACAGUAGGUGAGUCGGAAUAAAGGGAAGGGGACGAGAAACACCUCCAAGAAAGUCUUUCAAAACUGAAUGCCUGGGCUGCGCUGGCCUGGCCUGGCCUGGCUGAGGGGAGGUGGCGGGAGGGCGCUAUGGCGGAGGCUGGGCCACAGGCGCCGCCGCCCCCGGGCACCCCAAGCCGGCACGAGAAGAGUUUGGAACUUCUCACUACCAAGUUGGUGUCGCUUCUGCAGGAGGCAAAGGACGGCGUGCUUGACCUCAAGCUGGCAGCUGACACCCUAGCUGUUUGCCGGAAGUGGCGGAUUUAUGACAUUACUAAUGUGCUGGAAGGUAUCGGGCUGAUGGAGAAAAAAUCCAAGAAUAGCAUCCAGUAGAAGGGCGUGGGGCCUGGCUGCAAUACCCGGGAGAUUGCGGACAAGUUGACUGAGCUCAAGGCAGAGAUCGAGGAGCUGCAGCAGCGAGAGCAAGAACUAGACCAGCACAAGGUGUGGGUGCAGCAGACCAUCCGGAACAUCACAGAGGACGUGCAGAACAGCUGCUUGGCCUACGUGACUCAUGAGGACAUCUGCAGAUGCUUUGCUGGAGAUGCCAUCCAGGCCCCGUCGGGCACCAGCCUGGAGGUGCCCAUCCCAGAGAGCCUCAAUGGGCAGAAGAAGUACCAGAUUCACCUGAAGAGUGUAAGUGGCCCCAUCGAGGUGCUGCUGGUGAACAAGGAGGCAUGGAGCUCAACACCUGUGGUGGUGCCUAUGCCGCCACCCGAAGAUCUACUCCAGAGCCCACCUGCUGUCUCUCCCCCUCCACCUCUGCCCAAGCCUGCUCUGGCCCAGCCCCAGAAUGCCUCACGCCCAAGCAGUCCCCAGGUGACCACCCCCAACCCUGUUCCCGGCAGUACCGAAGCCCAGGGGGUGGCCAGUCCAGCAGCUGAGAUCAUAGUGAGUGGUGGCCCUGGAACUGAUAGCAAGGACAGUGGUGAGCUCAGCUCCCUCCCGCUGGGCCUGACAGCACUGGACACCCGGCCGCUGCAGUCCUCUGCCCUGUUGGACAGCAGCAGCAGCAACAGCAGUUCAUCCGGGCCCAACCCUUCUACCGCCUUUGAGCCCAUCAAGGCAGACCCCACAGGUGUUCUGGAGCUCCCCAAAGAGCUGUUAGAAAUGUUUGAUCCCACUCGAGAGUGCAUGAGCUCAGAGCUCUUGGAGGAGCUGAUGUCCUCAGAAGUGUUUGCACCCCUCCUCCUCCUUUCUCCACCCCCUGGAAACCAUGAUUACAUCUACAACCUGGAUGAGAGUGAAGGUGUCUGUGACCUCUUUGAUGUGCCUGUUCCCAACCUCUGAUUGACAGGGGUAUGCCCUUUGUGGCUGGGACACAGACUGUCUAACCUGGGGGCCGCCUGGGGACCUUCCCCCACCCCACCCCUACACAGCUUGAGAGCCGCAGACUCCUGGCUUCCCCAGCCUUCCCUCACUGUGCAGUUCUGGCCACAAGUCCCACUCCUGCACCAACACCUGUUCUGUGCUGGGA
Molecule: messenger RNA, 1977 nt
Organism: Balaenoptera acutorostrata (minke whale)
Lineage: Eukaryota; Metazoa; Chordata; Mammalia; Artiodactyla; Balaenopteridae
Product: transcription factor E2F4-like
Exons: 2
Biological process (GO): regulation of transcription by RNA polymerase II
Cellular component (GO): RNA polymerase II transcription regulator complex
Molecular function (GO): DNA-binding transcription factor activity, RNA polymerase II-specific; RNA polymerase II cis-regulatory region sequence-specific DNA binding; protein dimerization activity
Source: RefSeq, a predicted model, not a curated record